CUCAAUACCUUAAAAUCCUAACCAUCCAUUUCCUAGUGACAUGUUUGGAUAACACCACCUUAAUAGAAGGAACAAUAAGAACAGUAACAAAACAAGAUAGUAUGAAACAUGGUGGCAAUGGCAGUGGUUGCAUCGCAACAAUUCAUGUGCUUCUCAGAAUCAAAUUGGAGAAUUAGAACAAAACCAUGUUUUCCCCUUCCUCAUUUCAACACCGUUCUUCUACGCUCACGCAAUAAGAUUCAAUUGCCACUAAUUUCAUGCUCUUCUUCAUCACAGACCCCACAAACUGAUACUCAAACUGCUGAAUCUUGUGUCAAUUUGGGUCUUCAGCUUUUCUCCAAAGGAAGGGUUAAAGAUGCUUUGACACAGUUUGAAACAGCGAUUACUUUGAAUCCCAAUCCUGUAGAGGCACAAGCUGCAUUCUAUAACAAAGCUUGCUGUCAUGCAUACAGAGGAGAAGGAAAGAAAGCUGCUGAUUGUCUCCGCACUGCUUUGAGGGAAUACAAUCUAAAAUUUGGUACAAUUCUCAAUGAUCCAGACUUGGCCUCUUUCAGAGCUUUGCCUGAAUUCAAAGAACUACAAGAAGAGGCCGAGCUGGGUGGGCAAGAUAUUGGCUCCAGUUUUCGAAGAGAUCUAAAACUUAUCAGUGAAGUUCAAGCACCGUUUCGUGGGAUUAGGAGAUUCUUUUAUGUAGCAUUCACAGCAGCUGCAGGAAUUUCGUUGUUGUUUACUUUACCGAGGCUAUUUGUUGCAAUUCAAGGCGGCGAUGGCGCUCCUGGUCUCUCCGAAACUGCUGGAAAUGCUGCCAUUAACAUUGGAGGCAUUGUUGUUUUUGUGGCAUUAUUCCUUUGGGAAAAUAAAAAAGAGGAGGAACAAAUUGCACAAAUAUCCCGAGAUGAGACACUAUCAAGGUUGCCUUUGCGUCUCUCAACCAAUCGCAUAGUUGAACUCGUGCAGCUAAGGGACACAGUUAGACCAGUUAUAAUAGCUGGGAAAAAAGAAACAGUGACUAUGGCUUUGCGAAGAGCAGAGAGAUUUCGCACCGAUCUUGUUAGACGUGGAGUUUUGUUAGUUCCUGUCAUCUGGGGAGAAAGUGGAGAAACCAAAUUUGAAAAGAAAGGUUUUGGUCUUCAACCAAAGGCUGCUGAGGCUCUUCCAUCCAUUGGGGAAGAUUUUGAGAAGCGAACGCAGUCUGUAACUGCACAAUCAAAACUGAAAGCUGAAGUUAGGUUCAAGGCUGAGGUUGUAUCGCCAGCAGAAUGGGAACGGUGGAUAAGGGAUCAGCAGAAGUCUGAAGGAGUUCCAGUUGGAGAAGACGUGUACAUAAUACUGCGUCUGGAUGGUCGGGUUCGAAGAUCAGGAAGAGGUAUACCUGACUGGGAGCAAAUUGCGAAGGAGCUGCCGCCAAUGGAAGCGAUUUUAAGCAAGCUGGAAAGAUGACAAGUAUUAUGUUGCCUUUUAUUCUUCCAGAAUUUGGAGGGUGCAAUUGUAUUUUAUUAUUUCACACAGCAAUAUGUAUCUGAGCCACUUCAAAAUUGCCCCAAUAUAUAUAUAGUACAGAUUCUUUGGUAUAAUACCACUUCAAAUAAUUCACUAUGACUA
Molecule: messenger RNA, 1602 nt
Organism: Cicer arietinum (chickpea)
Lineage: Eukaryota; Viridiplantae; Streptophyta; Magnoliopsida; Fabales; Fabaceae
Product: protein LOW PSII ACCUMULATION 1, chloroplastic
Biological process (GO): photosystem II oxygen evolving complex assembly
Cellular component (GO): chloroplast
Molecular function (GO): protein binding
Source: RefSeq, a predicted model, not a curated record